CUGGUACAAAUGAGUUUGGGAGCAAGCGAUAAUGAUUGGGCGCCUACGUUGGCCCUGUCUCCAUCUCGGGAUAGACGUCCAACCUCUGAAUAUAUUUGGUGCCCAUUCAAGAGUCUAUCUGGCGGAACCAACUUAUGGAGUAUGGAGAAUCGUUCAGUAAAGGCGAAGCAAAAGGUCCCGGAAGAAACGUAUCAAGCCGGCGACGUCAUGAUCUACAUGAACGGGUCUGGCUUCGAAGGCAACAUAAGAGCGGCAGCA
Molecule: messenger RNA, 258 nt
Organism: Acaulospora colombiana
Lineage: Eukaryota; Fungi; Glomeromycota; Glomeromycetes; Diversisporales; Acaulosporaceae
Source: the annotation of a GenBank genome assembly